AUGUUCAUGGAUCUCUGUAACAUCAUAAUAGUAAGUGACACAAAUUCUAUCAUUGAAGAUGUUUUAAUGGUUCAGCAGUACCAAAGAAAAGACUCACAUCAACAUCACACAGCUCACAUUGCUUGCAAGUUUGCUGAGCUGAAGGAGAAGAUAGAUCGUCGUUCUGGAGAAAAGCUGGAAGAUGGUCCCAAGUUCUUGAAAUCCGGUGAUGCUGCCAUCGUUGAUAUGGUUCCUGGCGAGCCUAUGUGUUUUGAGAGCUUCUCUGACUGUCCUCCUCUGGGCCGUUUCGCUGUUCGUGACAUGAGACAGAUGGUUGCCGUGGGUGUCAUCAAAGCAGUGGACGAGAAAGCAGCUGGAGCUGGCAAGGUCACCAAGUCUGCUCAGAAAGCUCAGAAGGCUAAAUGAAUAUUAUCCCCAAUACCUGCCACCCCAGUCUUAAUCAGUGGUGGAAGAACGGUCUCAGAACUGUUCGUGUCAAUUGGCCAUUUAAGUUUAAUAGUAAAAGACUGGUUAAUGAUAACAAUGCAUCAUAAAACCUUCAGAAGGAAAGGAGAAUGUU
Messenger RNA from Neomonachus schauinslandi (Hawaiian monk seal), 559 nucleotides. Its product is annotated as elongation factor 1-alpha 1-like. Bases 1 to 405 code for a protein of 134 amino acids. The transcript has 2 exons. NCBI's taxonomy places the organism in Eukaryota, Metazoa, Chordata, Mammalia, Carnivora, Phocidae. The record is from RefSeq and is a predicted model, not a curated record.